UGAAUAUAAUUUAUUGAUAUAUCCAGACACACACACACACACAACCAGAAGGAAAGGAAGAGCCUUUGCUUUAAGGAACAACAGACUGAUUAUUUUUCUUUGAACAAUUCUUUCUUUCUAUAUGAUAUAUAAAAGCCCACCAGAUUAAACAAUCUUCUUCCUAGUGUCAAUAUUUGAUGGAUAGGGUGUUUGUGUGAUGUGCAGUAAAUGAGAAGCAAGAAUUUAGGGUUUAUGUGAGCAGCUGCUGUCGUUGUUGUUGGUUGUACAUAUUAAUCUUGACAUAUUGAGUAGCAUAACAAAUAUCAGAUAUGGGGAGAGGGAAGGUUGAGUUGAAGCGGAUCGAGAACAAGAUUAACAGGCAAGUGACCUUCUCCAAGAGGAGGUCAGGGCUGCUCAAAAAGGCCAAUGAGAUCUCUGUCUUGUGCGAUGCUGAGGUUGCUUUGAUUGUUUUUUCUGCCAAAGGAAAGCUCUUUGAGUACUCUACUGAUACCAGCAUGGAAAGAAUUAUCGAAAAAUAUGAAAGACAUUCAUAUGCAGAGAAAAAUCUGACAACGAAUUCCCAACCCAAGGAAAAUAAUUUGUGUAUUGAGCACCCAAAACUGAUGGCUCGGUUAGAAGUUUUACAAAGAAACAUGAGGAACUAUGAGGGAGAAGAUCUAGACCCUCUCAGCUUGAGAGAGCUCCAGAGUCUGCAGCAACAGCUUGACAGUGCUUUGAAACGAAUUCGGACAAGGAAGAACCAACUUAUGCAGGAGUCCAUUUCUGUGCUUCAGAAAAAGGGGAGAUUGCUGCAGGAGCAAAACAACUUACUAGCAAAGAAGGUAAAGGAAAAGGAGAAAGAGGAAGAGCAAGAACAAGAGCAAGAGGCCUUAUUACCUCCAACUUCAUUCACAUUCUCACUUCCUCCACAACUUCUCCAUGGGACAUCUUCCCUAACUAUAUGUGGUGAUCAAGAGCCGACGACCGGAGCUGAAGAGGAUGGCAACCGAGCUCCUCCUAGAGAUUCCAACGCCCAUAUUCCACCGUGGCUCCUCCGCCACUAGAGCCGAUAAGAGAAACAUGACCAGAUUCCGGCCACCCUAAGUUAGUAUGAUUGAAUUAUAACUACUAAGUUGAAUAAAUCCCCCCCCCCCCUAGCAUUUAUCUGUAUAAAAAGAAAACAUAAGUGAUUGUCUGAUUUUUGUACCUUUUGUUUGUGACUAUGUAUACCUAAGUUGGUGCCUAAAGUAUAUUAGCAAUUGUUGUUUAUGGAAAUGAUGACAUGAAAUGGGAAGAGAGAUUUCAUCAGUAUGUAAGAAUUAAUGUUAGUACUUAUGUAAGAGACCACCUGUCAACUACAUUUUCAAAUUUAAACAUAUUUAUAAGUAGCA
This is a messenger RNA of Sesamum indicum (sesame), 1370 nucleotides long. RefSeq names its product agamous-like MADS-box protein FUL-L. The record is from RefSeq and is a predicted model, not a curated record. Gene Ontology annotation, biological process: positive regulation of transcription by RNA polymerase II. Gene Ontology annotation, molecular function: protein dimerization activity; DNA-binding transcription factor activity; RNA polymerase II transcription regulatory region sequence-specific DNA binding. NCBI's taxonomy places the organism in Eukaryota, Viridiplantae, Streptophyta, Magnoliopsida, Lamiales, Pedaliaceae. Gene Ontology annotation, cellular component: nucleus.